Messenger RNA from Gigantopelta aegis, 1086 nucleotides. RefSeq names its product FMRFamide receptor-like. Bases 1 to 1086 code for a protein of 361 amino acids. Gene Ontology annotation, cellular component: plasma membrane. NCBI's taxonomy places the organism in Eukaryota, Metazoa, Mollusca, Gastropoda, Neomphalida, Peltospiridae. The transcript has 2 exons. Gene Ontology annotation, biological process: G protein-coupled receptor signaling pathway. Gene Ontology annotation, molecular function: G protein-coupled receptor activity. The record is from RefSeq and is a predicted model, not a curated record.
AUGACGACUACUACGACCUACAACAUAUCUGAGACCAUGAACAGCACGGUGAACUUCACGGGGUUUCCCUGGGCCGCGGAGGACCCCGUCUACGUGAUCGUGAGACGGACGCAGACCGUCCUGCUCCCCAUCAUCAUCGUGGUGGGCAUCAUCGGCAACUCGCUGGCCGUGGGAUCGUUCCUGAGCAAGUCCCUGCGCAAGACGUCUUGCUGCCUGUACCUGGGCGCCAAGUCCGUGUCCGACAUCGGCUUUCUCGUGUCCCUCUUCAUCUUCUUCCUUCUGCGCGUGCACGUCACCCUCCUCAACCACCAGGGCGUCUGUCAGGUCACGGUGUUCCUCAUCUACUUCUGCCCGUUCCUCUCCAUCUGGCUCGUGGUGGUCAUCACGUUCGAGAACUGCAUCAGGAUAUCCCAGCCCGCGCUCGUGUCCACCAUCUGCACGACCGCAGUGGCCAAGAGGGUAAUCGUCGGCUACGUCGUCGUCGGUCUCGUCGUCUACAACUUCCCCUUCUGGACGACGCGAAUCGUCAACGGGCAGUGUGCGUCGGCGACGGAGCUGGAGCACAUCCAGAGAGCGUUCACGUACAUGGACACGUUCCUCACGCUUGUGUUCCCGCUGAUCAUCAUGCUGAUACUCGUGCCUCUCGUAGCUAUCAGCGCCCUCAGUGCCUUCAAGAGGAAGAAGAGGCUCGUCCAGGGACAGAAGCGGGUGAAGAAGAACAAGAAGGCCGCCGCCUCGCCCGAGGCCCAGGUCACCAGGAUGCUGUUCGCGGUCUCCGUCGUGUUUUUCGUCCUGCACACCCCGAGCCACGCCAUCCGCAUCAAGGAGAUGAUCAUAUACAUGUCGUACAGCAAGAUGCCCACAUAUCAGGACCAAAUCAUGCAGCGCAUCUUCGAGCUCAUAUACUAUUUGGAUUUCUGUGUCAGUUUAGUAGUGUAUUUGAUAUUCGGCAGGAACUUCAGGAAGGUCUUCGUGAAGCAGUAUUUUCAACGCUGCAGAGGAAAAAGCCAGUCGAUGCCCUUCGUUCAGAACUGCAGCAGCUCUUGUGCUGAUUCUGAAAUCUUCACGAAGAAAGCCAGACAAUGA